Paramuricea clavata is the source of this 3806-nucleotide messenger RNA. NCBI's taxonomy places the organism in Eukaryota, Metazoa, Cnidaria, Anthozoa, Malacalcyonacea, Plexauridae. The record is from the annotation of a GenBank genome assembly.
AAUGUUUGUCAGGUUGACACACAUAUCCACGCAACUGCCUGUAUGAGUCAAUACUCAUUGCUGAAGUUCAUGAGACGUAAAGCUAAGAAUAGCCCCGAUGAUAUCGUGGCGGAGAAAGAUGGAAAAAAGUUGACCAUACUUGAGGUAUGAAAAUCGAUUUAAGAUUCCCUACUUUUAAUUAAUUUACAUUGCAAUUAGUGUCAUAUUACCCUUCAAAAACUCAUUAAUAAUUAAUAAAAAAUCAAAAAAUUCAAAAACUCAUUAAUAAUAAGCGUGUCGUAUCUUUAUAUGUGAUAGAGAUUUCCCUUGAUUUACAUAAACUUUAACUUUGAUUUUCUCGACUUACACAACGUAUUUUUUGAAAAUGAGUUCGCCAAUGAACUUACUAGAUCGAUCGUUUUUUAAGCAAUUUAAAACAUUCAAUUCGCAGUGCGUGUUUUAUCAGACCUAAAGAUACUCGGCUUCGCCUCGUAUCUUUAUAUCUGAUAAAACACUGCUGCUCAUGUUUUAUAUAGUACAUAAAAUGUUUCACUUUAUGAUCGCUGGAUAGUACUGGUUAUUCGAAAUUCGAUUGGCUUAAUCCUAGGUUAGGGUAAAGUUUAAAACAAAUUCGCCCCACUUUUCGAAAAAUCUUGUUAUAAAACGAACCGACGUGCAGAAAUGUGCAAACCAAAACUCAAUUUGAAUAUUUGAUGCUGCAUGGCCGGUUCUUUUUUCGGCAAUACUCCUGGUGUAAAUUCUAUGCAGGACACACCCAGGAGUAGGGCAACUCCAUAAAGUGAUUCAUUGCAAUUGAGUGAGAAUUAACAGCCUACAAUGACAAAUCUUCAUAUACGAAAAAUCAGUUUUGUAGGCCAAAAAAUAGCGGCCUACAAUUUCAUAAUUUGUUGGCCAACUUUUCGUCCAGUUUUAAACACUGGAAAUCCCGGCUUGCCGAAUGGCUGGUCAGAUAAGGUUUUGGCAGCGAAGAAACACAAAAACUAAACAUUCCGAAAUACUUUUAAUCGCAAAACAUCAUGCAUGCAAAGGAACAUUUAAAAAAUUGUGAAUGUGUAGGUCAAUAUUGAAAUAUGUUGGUCAAACCUAGCAUUCGGCCUGCAAUAUUUGAAAAUAAUUGUAGACCAGAAAAAUUCUUAUAGUAUAAGCCAUGAUCUGUUCAGCUUUAAUGUUGGAGUAAAUUGACACUAUGCAUCAUGCAUGUACAACGCCCCUGACUAUGUUGAUUGUGUUUGAUUAUUUUAGUUCUUUGACAGUCUUGGUCUAAGUCCUGACGAUCUUAGUGUGGAUAGUUUGGAUGUUCAUGCAGUAAGUAGCUUACGAAAUAAUAUACUGUACCAAGUAACUUUAUAUUCGUUGAAAUUGGAAUUCGGAAUUUCUUUCUUAUAUACUGACUGCAAUAUUCCUUUUUGCUUCAAUCAGGGGGAAGAGACAUUCAAUCGUUUUGACAACUUCAACAAGAAGUAUAACCCAGCCGGUAUGUAAAAACAAAGCAGAAAUAAUACAUAUUAGAGAAUGAGUAAACCUAUGAACUUUUCUCUUUUAAAAAAAUUGUUUGAAUACGGCAGACUUACAUAUUCAUAAACCAGGACUUUGCAUUUGAGCUUAUUUCACCUCUGUCUAUAGAGAUAUUUAACAAUUAUUCACCGAAGUGGAGGCUUCGCGUUUCGGCGAAUAUAUUUCACUAUUCACCGACACUGAGUUUUAGCAUGUACACAACAAAAGAAAAAUGACCAAAGAAACAACGAAAGGAUUUUUAAAACAAUUUGUAGUUCAGCUCCCGUAAUAGUUGUAAACAAAACACUAAUUACACGCUUUUUAGUAAUUUUAUUUAUUAGAAAUAGCUUCAAAGAAUACUUCUACACACUGUUAAACAAAACUUUGUGCAUUUCAUCAUGUUUGGCGAAACCGCAACUUCAUUUUUUUAGCAGGAAAAUUUGUUCAGGCUGUAGCUAACGGCAACAAAACGGCCUCUGUGGUCCGGAGGUGAAUAUAGUGAGUGCAAGGAUAUCCUGAGCUCUGCAACCAGUCAAAUUGCGUGCUAAAAAUAUUUAUAAGGGACUGGUCAUUAUUUAUGGGGAGGGGGGGUUGGUAAAUGGGAGGAGUGGAGGGGAAACGAAGUUUUACCCUUAUAAACAGGGGGGUCAAAAAAGUUUUAACGCAGAGAAAGGGGGGGGGUCAAAAAAGUUUUUGAACUUAUUUUAAAUAAAUACCAUGUCUAGAGUUCUGAUUCCCAUAAUCACAAAUAGCAAAAAGAAGACUCUGAAAAUGCCAUUUCCAACGAUCUAGAGACUCAAAAUUUUCAAAAUUUCCAUGCUCGGUGCUAACCAUGGUAUAGUGCCUUGUGGGAGUCGGGCCUACUAAGUUUAACAAGCUGAGUGAUCCAGUUGUGGUAUUUACAUAAACAUACCAUGCAAGUACACUUAACUGAUCAGAUUUGGUCUACCAAAGCAUAAUGUUACGCUGUAUAUCCAAAAAUCUGUUUCAGAAAAUGUUCACAUUUCAGUCCUAGGGGUGGAAAAUUACAAAAAAUUUCUGGGGGAGAUACCCAAGACCCCCCUACUAGUACAUACGAUAUCACACCAAACUUUUUGUCACCAACAACCAUCUGUCAUCUCUCCACGCUCAGUAUAGUAUGGCCCCUUUUUGUAGAUGCCCACCCCCAGACAAGUUCUUAAAAAAGCCCUGUGUUGAAAUCAUUUCGCUGUACGAAGACGGGCCAUAUGGGUUAGGGUUAUGGUAGGACAAAUGUUGCAUUGCAAAGUAGUAACACAUAAUAUAUAUUUUUUAAUCAUAUAUGGUUGAAUCAUAUUCACCAGGAUAAAACAUCAUGAGCUAGAUUAAACAGAUUGUCAUAAUAUUUAACUUUACCUGCAACGCACACCUGUUUCAUUGCUGUUAAUUUUGAAUCCACACUGGGGGGGGUGUCAGAAAAGUUUCUACUUUUAUGAGGGGGGGGGGGCACAAAAAAUUUGCCUUCAGUCUGGAGGGGGGUCAAAAACGUUUUCAAUCCUUAUUUUCCCCAUUUACCAACUCCCCCCCCCAUAUAUAAUGACCACUCCCUAACUGUUUCAUCUUAAUGAUCUGUCUAGCCUCCUCUGGCUCUGCUGCUAUAACUGCCAUAUGAACAAGAUUAUUUUCUUUUGUUUGUUUUGUACAUAGUAUAUACAAACCAUAACGUGCACGAAAAAUUAUGAAUUAAGCCUACAUUAGCUCAGGCUAGCAAUUGGCAUAGAUAAUUUUAUUUAUUUACUGUAAUCGCCUUGUAUAUAUAUUACAUAGUGGCAGGGAAUCCGCACCACUUAGGACUGACAUAUAGUUUUAUAACUACGAGGUCGAGGACCCUCAACAUCGGAACAUGAGUACAAAGUCAAAGAGGAAUAAAAGGAAACUUUAAUUACUUAAAGUACAAUAAAGCUGCCGCAAAUGAAUAACUACACUGUAAAAACAAAUUGGUUAAAACAACCAAAUAAAUUGGUAGUCUCAGUCUGAAGUUAUUUGUUGUUUUUACAAUGUAUAACGAAUGUUGUUAAUCAUCUUAUUAAUGUUCCUGCAGGUCAAGGCGCCCUUCGAAAAUUGUUUUUGAAGAAGAGCAACUACAUGGACGGACAAUAUUUGGCUGAACAGAUUAAAGGAGUAAUGGAGCUUCAUGAAAAAAACAAAUACGUCAACAGCGAAUUGAGAAUUUCUGUUCAUGGCAAAUACCCUGAUGAGUGGCUUAAACUGGCACAAUGGGCCUUGAAGUACAAUAUCCAUUCCCCCAAUGUUCGCUGGAUGAUCCAAGUACCAAGACUUUUGUAAGAUAUAUU